AUGACCACCCAACAGGACGUGCAAGAGCUGCUGCGCCUGCUCGUCGGCGCCAGGAAGCUGCCCAUGCUCCAAGCAAUGUCCCACGUCAAGGCUUUGCAGACGGUCGGGCUCAAGAGCAUCCAGCAGGUCGCCGAGGCUCCGCUCCCCGAUGUGGAGCGAGCCGUUCCGGACGCAAAGGCCGCCCGGUCGCUGCACAACGCGUGCAAAGCCGCCGUCAAGCGGGGCGACGCUGGUGCCGGGGGAGCCGACGCGGCAGGCGGCAAGCGCCCGGCUUCUGGGGCCGGCGGCGGGGGCGGUGUGAGCAGCAAGCGGGCGCGCCCUGGCGGCUCCAGAUCCAGCCUAGGGGAGGAGGGGGGCCUCUUCGGCAUGCCGGAGCAGAUGACGCCGGACGAGCUCGAGACGUCGCUGGCGCUGCCGGCCGACACGGACGAGGCGCGCAUCGCGUCGGCCGCGCUCGAGACCAACCGGGCGCCGCUGGUGCUGGCCUUCGCCGUCGAGCUGCUGCGCUACACGAUGCCCGAGCAGCCGCCGAGCAGCCGCCUCAGCAUGGCGCAGGCCGUGGUCGCGGCCAACUCGCGCUACAAGGCCCACAGCCUCGGGAUCGAGAGUGCGACGCCGGCCGAGCGGGAGGGCUGGGGCGAAGGCCAGCCCAAGGUCCGUGUCAUGGGUCGCGAGAUUCAUGUUUUGAAACGCGGUGGCUAUACGUGGAAUGGGGAGGAAAGUAUUGCCGAUUCGUCCGCCGGGGCUGAGGACGCCGGCGACGCCGCGCCCCACACCGACCCAAGUCAGAGCCAGACCCAGCUGUUGGGCACACCUCGGGCGACCCCCCAGCAGCGACAGCUGCUUGCGUGGUCUACGAGUCAGUCCAUCUCGCUCAAGGACUCGACUUUCAUUGCCAGGGCCACACACAUGCCGGACCCGGCAGAGCGAAAGAAACUCGUAUCGUCUCUGAUGGCCCAGUACCCCCAUCUCAAAACCGCAACACACAAUGCCUGGGCCUACCGGGCGAGGCCCCCAGGCUCCAGCAGGGUUGUAGAGGAGAAGUUCGACGAUGGCGAGACUGGCUGCGGCGCCUUGAUUCUACAGAUGCUGCGUGAUGCCGACGUUAUCGACACCUUGGUAGUAUUGACGAGGUGGUUCGGUGGCAAGUUUCUCGGUCCAGACCGGUUCAGGCUCAUGCGAAAUUGCGUUGGGGGCGCGCUUUCGGAACGCAUGAGGCUGACGGGCACCAACGCAGGCCUGGGCGGCGAGGCUGUCUGGGGCCUAGACGUCGAGGCCAUGAGGUCCAAAUCAACAGUCAGGGGCGCCGGGCCUCCUGCCAGACACCACGAGACCACGGUGGUGGGCAUGCAGAUCCACCGACCCGAGUCGGCGAGAAACUAUCUAUUGCGGAGCUUUGCCACGGCGGAACCGCCCACGACGGAUCUCGGCACCGAUGCCAAGGAGGAGAACAAGACCGAGGGCGGGGCUGUAUCUGGCGGUGGCAAAAAGACGGCAGGGGCAAAAAAGAAGACUCAAAAGGAAAUUAACCUGGAGAAGGAGGAGAAUUUGGGCUUGCUGCUCGGGGCCUUGAGACUCCUCUACGAUAGCUGGGCCGACCACCUCACCGUCGCGGAUCUAGACCAACGGGCAUGGGACUGGUAUACUUCGGUUCGCCCGAGUGUCGACUCGGGUCCUUCGGGUUGGGGAGCCAAAGGCACGCUGGAGCUGCAGAAGAUACUCAACCUGCGGAGGAAGGCUUAA
This is a messenger RNA of Gaeumannomyces tritici R3-111a-1, 1743 nucleotides long. RefSeq lists its product as hypothetical. NCBI's taxonomy places the organism in Eukaryota, Fungi, Ascomycota, Sordariomycetes, Magnaporthales, Magnaporthaceae. The transcript is spliced from 2 exons. Gene Ontology annotation, biological process: regulation of translational initiation. The record is from RefSeq and is a predicted model, not a curated record. Gene Ontology annotation, cellular component: cytoplasm. The coding region runs from base 1 to 1743 and encodes 580 amino acids.